UCAGUGAAAUAAAAGUGAGCGAGUGAAAUAUAUGGAACAAAAAGUGUCCAUUCGCCAAAGAAUCUUUUAUUUGAAUACAAAGUAAGGAAACAGCAAACAUUUAACUUUUAAAUGCAAAAACGGGAGAGUGAAAGUAAAAACAGCGACAUUUCAGAAGGAAAUGAAAAAUUUGCAAUUGAAGAAAAUGAUAAAUUAUGCGCUGAUGCGCCAAAUGGACACUCUGGAAAUGAUAAAGAAAUUGAAAGAAAUGUGGCAGAUGUAAGAAAAAUGGAAGUUGCUGGCGAAAAGCAAGUUUAUGAAUGUGAUAUUAGCCCUGACAACGAGGACAAGCACACUAGUGGGGAUAAUUUACUUGAGGACGAGAAAACUGCUAUGCGUACUGGAGAAGACUGUGUUGUGCCUUGUGAUACUGCCUUCAAUGUACGUGUCGUGGAAGAGAAAUUGAAUAGUGUGUGUCUCGAUUGGGAUUUCUUGGAUGAUGUCGAGGUAUAUAAAAUCGAAAAAUAUCACCGACGACGCGGCUGGGAGCAAGUCGCUUGGGUAGGCUAUGCACCUACGACCAUCGAAAAUUUGGCUGAGAACUUCACAUAUCGUUUGCGCAUCAAGGGACAGUGCUUCUCGGAGUCACUCGGUCUGUUUGAGGAUGUCAAUGUGUCACCAGAGUUUUUGGUUACUACUUUAGCAGCACUGCCUACUGCGCUGUGUCUACACCGCGCCAUCAAGAAAGGUCAACAGUUUUUGGUUAAGCGUAUACUACGGCGACGCCCCAGCUUGUUAGACUACCCCGGUCCGAAUAGUUACUUGCCGCUGGCGAAUGCCAUUAUGAACGGUGAGCAUUGUGUCACCGAUGUGCUGCUGAGCCAUGGCGCUAGUGUACAUACCGGCAAUCCGCUUAAUGGACGCACUCCACUGCAGCUCGCUUUCUACCAUGGGCGCUUGGCCGUCGCACGCAUUCUGUUAAAUCGUAAGGCACAGCUUGAAGCAACUGACAUUAAUGGCAUGACUGCUUGUCACUUUGCCGUCGACGCUAAUCAAUUGGAGCUGCUUAGAUUUGCGCUGGAAAACGGUGCCAAUGUGAAUGCAACGGAUGCUUGCGGCUGGUCAUUACUGUCACGUGCAGUUGUUAUGGGCGCUGACGCUUGUGUUCUGAAGCUGCUGCUGACAUACGGUGCGGAUGCCAAGUCCGUGGAUAAACUGGGCAAGACUUGCGUGGAUUUGGCGAACAUAUACAAGAACGACAUAGCGAGUGAUUAUUUGGUGAAGGCCUUGCGGCCUAAGUAAGAGUAGUAGAACGUAAGCGGUUUAUUUACAAGCUUCUUGUAGAAGUAUAAUGUUUUGGUUUUUCGGAAAAAUGAAACAUGAUUAUUAUUAAAGUUUACUUAGACAUAUAUACUUAUGUUG
Messenger RNA from Bactrocera tryoni, 1401 nucleotides. RefSeq lists its product as uncharacterized. The coding region runs from base 112 to 1281 and encodes 389 amino acids. Gene Ontology annotation, cellular component: nucleus; cytoplasm. Gene Ontology annotation, molecular function: protein binding. NCBI's taxonomy places the organism in Eukaryota, Metazoa, Arthropoda, Insecta, Diptera, Tephritidae. The transcript is spliced from 5 exons. The record is from RefSeq and is a predicted model, not a curated record.